AUGGAGUAUUUCAUGGUACCAGCCCAGAAGGUGCCUUCUUUGCAACAUUUUAGGAAAACGGAGAAAGAAGUGAUUGGAGGUCUCUGCAGUUUGGCCAAUCUUCCUCUAACACCUGAAACAGCCCGGGACCAGGAAAGGCGAAUACGCAGAGAGAUCGCCAACAGCAACGAGCGUCGGCGUAUGCAAAGCAUCAAUGCUGGUUUCCAAUCACUGAAAACCCUUAUUCCGCACAGUGAUGGAGAGAAGCUCAGCAAGGCUGCUAUUCUGCAACAAACCUCGGACUAUAUUUUUACCUUAGAGCAGGAGAAGACACGGCUUUUGCAACAAAACAGUCAGCUCAAACAAAUCAUACAAGUAAAUGACCACGAAUUAAGUGGUUCAUCGCCUAAAAGGAGGCGCGCUGAAGAGAAGGAUGAGGGGAUUGGUUCUCCUGACAUUCUGGAGGAGGAGAAGACUGAAGAUCUCAAACGUGAGAUGAUUGAGCUGAGGCAGCAGCUGGAGAGAGAGCGAUCGAUUCGGAUGCUCCUGGAAGAACAAGUGUGUUCUCUGGAUGCCCAGUUAUAUCCUGAUCAUCAAACACAAAGUCUAGUUCAUCUGCAGCUGGAGCGGCGCCCCACUGGAGCACACAGCCCACAGGUGCAUCCACCAACCACCCCUCCUGCUCCCACUCACCAUGCUACAGUUAUUGUCCCUGCUCCGGUCCAACCUCCACAGCCUCAUCACGUCACCGUGGUAACCAUGUGCCCUGCCUCUGUUAUCAACACAGCAUCCACAUCGAGACAGAAUCUUGACACCAUUGUUCAAGCAAUCCAGCAUAUUGAAGGCACCCAGGGUAAAACUAGUGUGGGUGAAGAGGAGCAGAGGAGAGCUGUUAUUGUGACUUCAGGACGUCGUCUUUCAGAAGCUGCUGGCUCAGACUCAGCUUCCAGCAUUGACGGGCCAGAUGACUGCUCACUGCCCUGA
This is a messenger RNA of Knipowitschia caucasica, 963 nucleotides long. The record is from the annotation of a GenBank genome assembly. Lineage: Eukaryota; Metazoa; Chordata; Actinopteri; Gobiiformes; Gobiidae.